CCCAUAAUGCAAGAAAAUUGUUGUUUCUGACUUUGCUGAGUGGAAGCCUGAAGAAGCAAGAAGCAGAGCUGGCUAGUUCCUGCAAAAAAUUCCCAGCUCUCAAACUUGAGCUUCCACAGCCAGCUGCAUAUUUGCCCAGUUUUACACGCAGAAGCUACAUAAACCCAAAACCCAUCUCUCUCCCAUGCCUAGAAGAACCCACAAACUGUGGCAUUCAGCCGCACCUAUCAAACCACCCCAACCCAGAAAUCUCAUGCUUUGCUCGAAAGGGUUUCUCGGAAAUCACCAAAGAAAUAUUCGGCAGAGCAUUGCAUGCAUUAUGCAUAAAGGGGUUCGUGCCUCUCGGUGUAUUCAGUUCGAAUACUUUGGUAAAUAUGUACUCGAAGUUUGGUCGUAUAGGGUAUGCGCGCUAUAUAUUUGAUAAUAUUCCGGAGAGAAAUGAAGCUUCUUGGAACACGAUGAUGUCGGGUUAUGUACGAGUAGGUUUGUACCCCGAAUCGAUUGAAUUCUUUUCUGGAAUGAUUGGCCGCGGGUUUAAGCCAAGUGGGUUUGUCAUUGCUAGUUUGAUAACUGCGUGUGAUAAAUCGGCUUGUAUGUUCAAUGAAGGAUUGCAAGUUCAUGCUUUUGUAGUUAAAAUUGGUUUGUUAUGUGAUGUCUUUGUUGGUACUUCUCUUUUGCACUUUUAUGGCACCUAUGGUCUUGUGUCUAAAUCCCGGAAGCUCUUUGAGGAGAUGCCGGAUAAGAAUGUGGUUACUUGGACUUCUUUGAUUGUUGGACAUUCAAAUAAUGGAGAUUUGGGAGAAGUUAUGAGUAUAUAUAAGCGUAUGAGACUUGAAGGAGUAUGUUGCAAUGAUAACACAUUUGCUAUAGUCAUUAGUACUUGUGGGAUGCUGGAAGAUGAGCUAUUGGGUCACCAAGUUCUUGGACAUGUUAUGAAACUUGGACUAGAGAAUAGUGUCUCUGUGGCAAACUCCCUCAUAUCCAUGUAUGGUGGCUGUGGUAAUGUGGACGAGGCCUUCUAUGUCUUUGAUCACAUGGAUGAACGUGACAUAAUCUCAUGGAAUUCAAUUAUUUCUGCAAGUGCGCAAAAUGGGCUUUGUGAAGAAUCAUUAAGGUGUUUUCACUAUAUGCGGCAUGUUAAUAAAGAAGUGAAUUCCACAACACUUUCAUCAUUGUUGACAGUCUCUGGUUCCACUGAUAAACUGAAAUGGGGCAGUGGAAUUCAUGGACUAGUAGUAAAAUUUGGGCUGGAAUCAAAUGUUUGUGUUGGCAAUACUCUUAUAAGUAUGUAUUCUGAAGCUGGAAGAUCAGAAGAUGCUGAGUUAGUUUUCCAAAGAAUGACAGAGAAGGAUAUAAUCUCAUGGAACUCUAUGUUAGCAUGCUAUGUUCAGAAUGAGGAGUGCCAAAAAGCCUUGAACUUUUUUGCUAAAAUGCUUCGGAUGAGAAAACCAGUAAAUUAUGUGACUUUAACAAGUGUACUAUCUGCCUGUCCGAACCCUGAAUUUCUCAUUCAAGGCAAAAUUCUUCAUGCUGUUGCAGUCCUUACAGGCCUACAAGACAAUGUGAUAAUUGGCAAUGCACUAGUUACCAUGUACGGAAAGUUUAGUAUGAUGGUUGAAGCUGAAAAGGUAUUGCAAAUAAUGCCCAAGCGAGAUGAAGUUACUUGGAAUGCCCUUAUUGGUGGUUAUACCGAGAGCAAAGAUCCAAAUGAGGUGAUAAAAGCUUUUAAAUUAAUGAGAGAAGAAGGAACUCCAGCAAACUACAUCACAAUAAUCAAUGUUCUUGGUGGUUUUAUGACUCCUGGUGAUUUACUAAAACGUGGAAUGCCCUUCCAUGCACAUAUAGUUCUGACAGGAUUUGAGUCAGACAAGUAUGUUCAGAGUACCCUUAUAACAAUGUAUGCUAAGUGUGGUGAUUUGAAUUCAAGUAAUUCCAUAUUCAAUGGAUUAGAUUUUAAGAACUCCAUUGCGUGGAAUGCAAUCAUUGCUGCAAAUGCUAAUCAUGGCUUAGAGAAAGCUUUGAAACUUGUUGUGAUGAUGAAGAAAGCUGGAGUAGACUUAGAUCAGUUCAGCUUUUCUGUGGCACUUUCUGUUAGUGCUGACCUGGCUAUGUUGGAGGAAGGCCAACAGCUUCAUGGCCUGGUAGUUAAGCUUGGUUUUGACUCAGACCAUUAUGUUACAAAUGCUGCCAUGGAUAUGUAUGGAAAAUGUGGGGAGAUGGAGGAUGUUUUGAAAUUACUUCCCUCACCAACCAACAGAUCACGAUUAUCAUGGAACAUUUUGAUAUCAUCUUUUGCCAAACAUGGAUGUUUCCAGAAGGCUAAGGAAGCUUUUCAUGAAAUGCUAAAUCUUGGUACAAAACCUGACCAUGUCACCUUUGUUUCACUUCUGUCUGCUUGCAGUCAUGGGGGUCUGGUGGAUGAUGGUCUUGCAUACUAUUAUGCAAUGACCACAGAGUUUGGUGUCCCACCAGGAAUAGAGCAUUGUGUGUGCAUAAUUGAUCUUCUUGGACGAUCAGGAAGGCUUGCUGAAGCUGAAAAUUUCAUAAAAGGAAUGGUUGUCCAGCCAAAUGACCUUGUGUGGCGGAGCUUGUUGGCUGCAUGUAAAAUCCAUCGUAAUGUAGAGCUAGGGAGGAAAGCUGCAGAACAUCUUCUGGAGUUAGAUCCAUCAGAUGAUUCGGCUUACGUUCUUUUGUCAAAUGUCUGUGCAACUACCGGUAGAUGGGAGGAAGUAGAGAAUGUAAGGAGGCAGAUGGGAUCGAGAAACAUAACGAAGAAGCCUGCAUGCAGUUGGGUCAAGUUGAAAACUGAGGUGAAUAAAUUUGGGAUGGGAGAGCAAUCCCAUCCACAGACAGGGCAGAUUUAUGCCAAGUUGGGAGAGCUUAUGAAGAUGAUUAGAGAAGCAGGUUAUGUUCCUGAUACAAGCUAUGCACUGCAGGAUACAGAUGAAGAACAGAAGGAGCAUAAUCUUUGGAACCACAGUGAGAGAAUUGCCCUUGCUUUCGGAUUGAUCAAUACUCCAGAAGGUUCACCUGUUAAGGUUUUCAAGAAUCUUCGUGUAUGUGGUGAUUGUCAUUCUGUCUACAAGCAUGUUAGUGCAGCAGUUGGGCGGAAAAUCGUACUGAGAGAUCCUUACCGGUUUCACCAUUUCAGUGACGGCAAGUGUUCUUGUUCUGAUUACUGGUGAGGAAGAUAUUUAAGAAGCUAAAAAACACAGUACUGAGUCAACGGAUCAUUGUUGCUUUGGUACUGAGCAUAGGAUAGGUUUGAAACCACAAUGAUCUAACUUCCAUUGGGAUUAGUGGUUAGGGUUUAGGGUAUAGCAUGAAUGAUUUGAAUUUUUUUGUACUGUAUCUCUGUACUCUUCUCUGAAAUCUCAAGUAACUUUUUGAUGAUAGAACUUAAAAUACAAUUUCAUCAAGCUAA
Prunus mume (Japanese apricot) is the source of this 3424-nucleotide messenger RNA. RefSeq names its product Tetratricopeptide repeat (TPR)-like superfamily protein. Gene Ontology annotation, molecular function: protein binding; zinc ion binding; RNA binding. Gene Ontology annotation, biological process: RNA modification. The record is from RefSeq and is a predicted model, not a curated record. Lineage: Eukaryota; Viridiplantae; Streptophyta; Magnoliopsida; Rosales; Rosaceae.